AACAUUACCAUCUAUAAUAUCAGGUACAUUUCGAAUAACUGGUGAUAUUGGUUCAAGUGAAGGUCAUCUUGCUUGUAUUAGAGUUCAAGCUACUCUGAACACAUAA
This is a messenger RNA of Rotaria sordida, 106 nucleotides long. Lineage: Eukaryota; Metazoa; Rotifera; Eurotatoria; Philodinida; Philodinidae. The record is from the annotation of a GenBank genome assembly.